Messenger RNA from Cucumis melo (muskmelon), 1749 nucleotides. Its product is annotated as probable serine/threonine-protein kinase PBL19. The record is from RefSeq and is a predicted model, not a curated record. Gene Ontology annotation, biological process: protein phosphorylation. Gene Ontology annotation, molecular function: protein kinase activity; ATP binding. The transcript has 4 exons. Lineage: Eukaryota; Viridiplantae; Streptophyta; Magnoliopsida; Cucurbitales; Cucurbitaceae. The coding region runs from base 1 to 1281 and encodes 426 amino acids.
AUGAAGUGCUUCUUCUACUUCAAAGGCAAGUCCAGGAGUAGGAAUCAAAGAUCGGCACCUGAAUUGAAAGAGCAGCAAGAAUCUGACUUUUCGGGGUGUAGUCGGACCGUUGCUUCUUCGUGCUCUCUGACUUCGCCUCGGAGUGUACCUGAAUUGUAUGAAGAGAAAGCACAUCAUUUGAGGGUAUUCUCAUUUACAGAGCUGAGACAGGCAACACAAGACUUCAACAGGCUUCUUAAGAUUGGACAAGGGGGAUUCGGGAGUGUAUUUAAAGGCUCAAUUAAGCCUGUUGAUGGGAAUGGAGAUCCCCUUGUUGUUGCUAUCAAGCAACUGAGCCAGGAUGGCUUACAGGGCCAUAAGCAGUGGCUGGCUGAAGUUCAAUUUCUUGGUAUUGUGGAGCAUCCAAAUCUUGUCAAACUCAUAGGAUACUGUGCUGUGGAUGGAUCAAGAGGAAUUCAAAGACUGCUUGUUUACGAGUAUAUGCCAAACAGAAGCUUGGAAGAUCAUCUGUUCAACAAGGCGCUACCACCACUCGCUUGGAAAACAAGACUCCAUAUAGUUCUUGGAGCAGCCCAGGGAUUGGCUUAUCUGCAUGAAGGAUUGGAAGUUCAGAUAAUAUACAGAGAUUUCAAGAGCUCAAAUGUGUUGCUGGAUAAAAACUUUCAUCCAAAACUUUCGGAUUUUGGGCUUGCCAGGGAAGGGCCAGAAAUCGGGCGUACUCAUGUUUCAACGGCAGUAAUGGGGACAAAUGGAUAUGCAGCUCCAGAUUACAUCGAGACGGGACAUCUCACAGCAAAAAGCGAUGUAUGGAGCCUUGGCGUUGUGCUGUAUGAGAUUCUGACAGGAAGACGGUCAUUGGAGAGAAAUCGUUCAAGAUCAGAACACAAACUUGUGGAAUGGGUCAAACAUUUCAAUCCUGACAGUAAAAAGUUUAGUUUGAUAAUAGAUCCUAGGCUUGAAAACCAGUAUCCGAUCAAUGCAGCUAGAAAACUAGCUAAGUUAGCAGAUACUUGCCUGGCUAUGAAUGCGAAGGAUAGGCCCUCGAUGGCCGAGGUAGUGAACAGCUUGAAGGAGAUUAUCAAAUCUGAGGACAACAGCCAACCUUAUGAGAAAAGUCCCGAUUCUGUCAUUGACGAACCUGACAUGGAAAGAGAGCCAGAGAAAAUGGAAGCACCGAAAUCGUGGAGAAGGCGAAUGAGCCACCUGCAGAAACUGGGAGAGCAUGUGGAUGGUGCAAGUAGAAGAAGAUUUAUGAUAAUGCAAAGUGCAAAAGUGCCUUAAAACUUGGGUUUCUUGUUUCAGAAUCAGAUUUUGAUAUACAGACUAAGCUGUAUUAUUGAAAGAAAAGAAACCGAAUACAACAGAAUUGCAAUCAAGAAAUGAAAUGAGAAAUAUUGAGACAAAAACACAGGACACAAAGUAGAAUAUCUGCUGCAGGAGGAGAACAGAAGCUAAUGUAAAUACUAAUAGUCUAAUUGAGCAAUUUUAUUCUAUUGUUUAAAAUGCUUCAGCUUUUGAUCUAUGGGACCCAGAAAACAAACAAGAUGAAAUUUAUCAUGAGGGAUGCUGACUGGCUAUGGUCUGGUGGGCGGUUCCAUCUUCAUCCACUUGAAAGGGAUAGGUCUCUGCAAGGGUUUCUUGCAAUUUUUAAACAUGAUUGCUUUAAUUGUUAAUUUCUAAAUAUUGAUUAUGUAUCUACUUGGUCAAGAUGAUAGUGAGAGCCGUAUGCCCCACUUUUCCCUCUUGAAA